Molecule: messenger RNA, 1839 nt
Organism: Spathaspora passalidarum NRRL Y-27907
Lineage: Eukaryota; Fungi; Ascomycota; Pichiomycetes; Serinales; Debaryomycetaceae
Product: MDR family MFS transporter
Exons: 2
Coding region: 1-1839 (612 amino acids)
Biological process (GO): transmembrane transport
Molecular function (GO): transmembrane transporter activity
Source: RefSeq, a predicted model, not a curated record
AUGAGUAGAGAGGAACUUGCUGCUGUAAAUUCUGCUACUUCAGAGAAUGCACCUGCCGACCUUGAGGGUCAAGAUCAUCACCACAAGAAAUUCAAAGAAGCUGAUGCGGGUGAUGGUACUAAAAGAGAAGACCAGUUUUUACAUGGAACCCAGUUGGUGCUUUGUUUUAUUUCCUUGUUCUUGUGUCUUUUCAUUUUUGCAUUGGAUCAAACCAUCGUGGUUACCAUUUUAACUACUGUUGGUAAUAAAUUCAAUGAUUUCUCCAAUGUUGCUUGGUUAUCGUCUGGUUUCUUGUUGACUAUGGCUGUUUUCAUUCAACCUUUUGGAAAAUUAUCAAUCAUUUUCGGUCGUAGAUGGACCAUGGUUGCAGCCGUAGUUAUCUUCGAGGCUGGUUCCCUUAUGUGUGCAUUAGCCAACGAUAUGAAUGUCUUGAUUGGUGGUAGAGUCUUGGCCGGUGUCGGAGGGGCCGGUAUUCAAGGUCUUGCGUUUGUUAUUAUUACAGAAGUUGUUCCAAUUAAUAAGAGACCUAUUGGUAUGGCUAUUUUGGCCAUUACCUUUGCUGUCGCCUCGGUUCUUGGCCCAUUGAUUGGUGGUGCGUUUACUUCUCAUGUUAGUUGGAGAUGGGCGUUCUACAUCAACUUGCCUAUUGGUGGUAUUGCCAUGGCAUUUUUCUUGUACUCCUUCAGACCACCAACUCCUAAGGGUAACUAUAUCAAGCAAUUAAAGGAAUAUGAUUACAUUGUUUUGUUCUUAUUGGCUUUAACCUUUGGUGCUUCUGAGUUCCCAUGGAAUUCUGGUGCUGUUAUUUCCUGUUUUGUUUUAGGUCCUGUCUUGUUGAUUUUAUUCUGUGUGUGGAACUUCAGGUUCUCAAAGAAUCAAAUUAUUGCCACUGAUAUUGUUACUGUUCCUCAAAUUGUGGCCUCAGUAUUGGCAAUUUCCGGUAUUUUCUCUGCUUUCAUUGCUGGUUUGAUCUAUUUAUCAAUUUACUUCCAAGUUAUCAAAGAUCAUUCUGCCAUGGGUGCUGGUUUACAUUUAUUGCCAUGCAUUAUUUCUGUGGUUCUUUGUUCCAUCUUUUCUGGGGUUAUGAUGCAAAAGUUCAGAUAUGUUAAAGUAUUCAAUAUCUCUUCUGGUAUUAUCGGGGUUAUUGGUACUUCAAUCUUGCUCUUAUUGAAGGUUGAUUCGUCCUUUGGUACUCAAGUUGGAUUAUUGAUUCCUCUUGGAAUGGCUGCUGGGUUACAAAUGCAACCUUCAAUCAUGUCUGCACAAAUCAAGGCUCCAAAGACACCAGGUGGGUUAAUUAUGACUACAAUUUUCAUCAACUUCUCCAGAUCCCUUAUGGCCGCUGUUGCUGGUGAUUUGUCAGAUGCAGUUUUCAACACUUCUUUAAGAAAUAUUUAUUCAAAGGCUAUUAGAGAUCCAGCCAACGCUGCAGUUGCUCAACAAUUGGUUCACAUUGAUUUGAACAGUUUGAUCUCAUCCAAUGCAGUUUUGAACAGUUUGAGCCCAGAAGCUUCUUACUUUGUCAAGGACCAGAUGGUCAAAUCAAUGAAGAAUGUUUGGUAUAUGUGUAUUGGGUUUGCCAUUAUUAGUUUCUUUGCCAGUCUUUUCGUUACAAACAAGAGAGUUCCUAAGCAUGUCGAAAUGGGUAAGAAGGACAAACCAGAAGAUGAAAAGGCCAUCGAAGAAGAAAACGAAGAAAGAAGUGGUGAUUCUAGUAGAGAUUCUGUGUCUGAUGAAAACGCUAGUCAACAAUCUGAUGAAGCUAGUGGACCUUCAGAAGAGACAAUCAAUUCGAUUUCCAAGGAUGUAACAAGAGAAAAAGAUAUCGAAUUAAAGUAA